Trametes versicolor FP-101664 SS1 is the source of this 510-nucleotide messenger RNA. RefSeq lists its product as uncharacterized. Lineage: Eukaryota; Fungi; Basidiomycota; Agaricomycetes; Polyporales; Polyporaceae. The annotation marks the transcript as partial. The transcript has 2 exons. Gene Ontology annotation, cellular component: plasma membrane. The record is from RefSeq and is a predicted model, not a curated record.
ACCCCCGCCUCGUGCGUCGAGCGUUGCGACGCCCAAAACUUCAUCUACGCCGGCGUCGAGUUCAGCAACGAGUGCCACUGCGGGACUGGCCUGAAGAGCACCCCGGAGGCACGGCCCACCUCAGAGUGCAACAUGGCCUGCACCGGUGACGCCAGCCUCUCCUGCGGAGGCUCCGACCGCAUCCAGAUCUACAAAUCGCCCGCGCUCCCCGGCGGCGGCUGGGGCCUGCAAGGCUGCUUCGUUGACACCCCGACGUCACCGGCCUUUGGCGACCCGGUCGUCCACCACUCUUUCGCGACGAACCUCGAAUUCAUCGACCAAUGCAUCCUCUUGUGCCAGCACAUCGGGUACCCGUUCGCGGGCGUCGAGAACGGGGAGGACUGCCAGUGCAGCUUCGGGUUUGCGCCGGGCGUGCAGGACGCGGACGAGUCCGAGUGCAGCACGCUAUGCCCGCUCCCUCCGGGCGACGGUCAGGAGUUCUGCGGGGGCGUGCAGAGGCUUAUGGUGUAU